Messenger RNA from Opisthorchis viverrini, 357 nucleotides. RefSeq lists its product as hypothetical. The transcript is spliced from 3 exons. The coding region runs from base 1 to 357 and encodes 118 amino acids. Lineage: Eukaryota; Metazoa; Platyhelminthes; Trematoda; Opisthorchiida; Opisthorchiidae. The record is from RefSeq and is a predicted model, not a curated record.
AUGGCAGCUAGGCGCCAGAAGGGUGUUACAGCUGGUGGUCCCAAACGGCCUGAUCGAGAUAUUCCUGAUACGCUUGCUACCAAGUUCAACGAAAUUACGACUAAUGACUGCAAACUUUGGUCAGCUGCCGAGUGUGCGUCUAAAGCUCGGAUGACGUGGUUCCGCUCGAGUGAUUUUGAGCAGGGAAAACGAACCACCUCUAGUGGGAAUCUCUAUCUGGCCACCUCUGGUCAAAGCUUUCUGGAUCCACCACACUUCCUAAUCAGCGUAGAUGCUCUUCACCAAAAAUCUGAGUUCGUCGAGUGGUAUUGUAUUCUCGACCAGGAGGAAUACAUGUCAUCAUCAUGUCAGCUGUAA